Prorocentrum cordatum is the source of this 4421-nucleotide messenger RNA. NCBI's taxonomy places the organism in Eukaryota, Dinophyceae, Prorocentrales, Prorocentraceae. The record is from the annotation of a GenBank genome assembly.
GACUGGCCAGCCCACUGCAUGGGCCAGUUCCCUUUGGAAGCGUGCCUCGGAUACGUGAGUGAUUUCACAGUGCAGCUCCUCCCCGCCGAGAUAGCCCGUGGGGCUGCCGUGGGACUCCUCCAGUGGUACGGCGGCCCAGCGCUGCCGAGCGACGCGCUGGUGUCAGCAGGCUGCGAAGGCUGGCGAACGGCGGCCGAGGGGUGUGAGAAGAGGUUCGACGUGGCCAUAGACAGCUGCCGCACGUCGGCAUCCCUGGGAGCACGCCUUGGGCUGAUCGUGGUGCCGCUCCUGUUCUUCGUGGGGUGCUGCAGCUGCUGCGCGGGCUUCGCCGUCGGUGGUCUCCGCCCGGGGUCCUUCGUGCUGCUGAAGUACGCGGGGGACACGACGUGGCACACGAGGCUACUGGUACGGGAAAUGGACUCGGAAACGAAGUGGUGGUUCAUCCUCACCCAGGACGAAGACUUGUACGUCGAGCGGUUGGAGGCCUCUGAUAAUGGGGACGUCCGCGCAGUGCGCGUUUGCGCUGCUGGCGGGGCGACCCCGAUUGGAGUGCACCUUAGCAAGAUGUACGGCUUCGACCCCCCGCCUGUCGAGGCGGACCUCGACGGGCUGGUGUCCGAGACGGAGCCCUGGACAGCGAGCGCGGGGGCCAAGCUCUCGACGCCGCCCGGCACCGUCUGGGUCUUCGCGGAGUCUGCCUACGGCCGCGAGAAGGGGGGACGAGCUGCUCUCAACGACACGGCCGUGGCCUCGGGUGACAGAGGGGCGCUGGAGCUGGAGCCAGGCGCCUCGAUCGCCAUCGCUCGCGUCGAGAUCGGCCGUGAGGAGGAGUUCAGAAAGGAACACACGACGAAGGAGAUGAGCAUGAUCGACACCGAGACGGAUGCCAGGGUCAUGAGGGUAAAGUACGCCGGAGGCUCGGGCAAACGGCACCGAGGCUGGAAGGAGGUCCAAGACGGCAUCUCAGAGGUGCCGCUGGUCGACCUGCCGAUCGAGGGGCCUCGGACGAGCAGCUGGUGCGCGGCGUUCCUUGGACGUGGUGCGCACGGCGGCACCCCCCUAGACCACCACAGGUGGUGGCGUCACGCUGCAAAGCUGAACGCCGGCGACUGGGGGGUGGCCGAGCACGAGUCGGUGAUGAAAGCCCUGACCCACGCAGGGUCGUAUGACCAGCUCGACCUCGCCAACCUUGCCUGCACCGAACACUUGUGCAGGCGCGCCCAGCUCAUCGAGUUCUAUUACCAGCACGUGUCGAGGGAGCUGGAGAGGGAGGCCGCCAUCGCGAAGCAGGCGCGCGAGGCCCGCGAGGAGCGGGAGCUGGCGCGGCGACUGGGCGCGGCGCUGGGCGCACGGGGCCUGGCCACCCCCGUGCAGCUGUACCGGUCAUCAGCCCUGGCGGUAGGCGGAGACAGAGGGGCGCUUUCCCUCUCGCUCCCGCCUCCGCUCUGGAUGCUCGGCUACCGAGCGCUGGAGCUGGGCGCCGAUAUCGUCAGGUUUGCCGCGCACUGGGAGAGCUCGCUGGCGGUGGGGAUCACGCAACUUUCUUUUUGGACGGCGCCGGCCCAAGGGGGCGCCGCCCUCACCGCCAGCGAGCUCGCGGCCAACAGGGUGAUUGACAUGGGUGAGCCGCCGAAGGGCCUCUCUUCUUCCGCCGCCUUCAACGAGGUGGUGAAAUCCGCCGACUACCACGGUGAGCGCGUGGACGUUGCUGCUAUCGAUCUUUGCAUCCUGUCUCUUCUUCCGGAGGGUCAUCGGCCUGUCCCGCUGGCUGAACUCCUGGGGAGUGGGGGCGCGCUGGGGAUCGAGUGUUUUUGUAAAGAGCUUGUCUGGCCAAGUGAAGUUGCGGCCGAGAUCAAGGCUUCGCUCGACCUGAGGCGGCCCCACAUGGGCCGCGGGCUCGCGCAGCGACCACGCCUCUACGCCAACCUCGUGGAGGCUUUGUUCAAGCGCGGGCUCAUCGACUUUGGCACAGACGUGCGUUGUGAGUGUAGCGUUUUUGGAGUAUGGAAGAAGUCGGGGAAACAGAGGAUGGCGAUUGACGCCCGCCUCUCGAACGCCCACUUCGUACACUCGAAGGAAACGCCUCUGCCCACGGGGGCCGCCUUCUCGGAGAUCGACCUCGAGGGCGAGGCCGAGGCGUGGUUCGCCGCGUUGGACCUCAAGGAUGCCUUCUACUACAUCGAGCUGCCCACGCAGCUGCGCUGCUACUUCGGCCUGCCGAAGGUGUCCGCGAAGAAGCUGAACCUUCCGAAGGGCGUGCUCGGUUUGGCCGUGGACGGGUACCUCCAGCCGAGGUUCGCCGCGAUGCCGAUGGGGUGGACGCACACGCUCUACUGGGCGCAGCUCGUCCACCGUCGCAUCCUGACGCGGGCCUCCCCGGACUUCGAGGUGGAGGGCUUCCUGACCGACAACAGGGUGCUGCCGUCGGUGGAGAAGGGGGUCAUCGGCCUGUACGUCGACAACUUCGUGGCGGUGGGCCACUCUGCCGAGGCCACCAACCUGCCGGUGGCCCGGGCAGCGGGUGCCUUCCGCGCGGCAGGGCUGCAGCCUCACGAGGAGGUCGCCGCUGCCCAGGAGCUGGAGUUGCUCGGCUGGCAGCUGCGUGGAGGCAAGCAGGCUGGCGUUCAGGCCACAGACCACCGCCGCUGGCGCCUGCGGCUGGCGCUGGAGCACGCCCUGACGCGGAACAAGCUCUCGGGUCAUGAGCUUCGGCAGCUCGUAGGCCAUGUCACUUUUGGUGCGCUGGUGCAGCGGCCGACCCUCUCCUGCAUGAAUGCCGUCUAUCCUUUUUCUCAGAAGUUCCCAACUGAGUUCCGCAAAGUGUGGCCGUCGGUGCGCCGGGAGCUGCGAUGGGCACGGGAUCUUCUGGCACUGCAGGUCAGGCCCUGGCGCCGCGAAUUGUCGGGCUGCGUCGCCUGCACCGACGCCUCCGAGCUAGGGCGAGGGGUGGUCGACGCCCACCUCCCCGCCCCCGUCGUCAGGGAGCACGGUAAGUGGAAUGAGAGGUGGAGGUUCAAGAACGGAGGCGAGCUGGUCAGUGCUCGUGUAGCAGCAGGUUUUGCUCGUACAGAUGCCUCGCCGCCAGAGCAGAUCCCCGAGUUCCCCGUGCUACCCACCGAGAACGACAUGCAGGGGCCCGAGGACCAGUCAAAGCGGGCGCACCGCCCCGGCUGGCCCGCGCUGACCGCCGCGACGAUGGCGAGGGCGGCCUUCCUGAAAGAGUCGAAGGUGCUGGACAGGAAGUGGUCGCGCGUGGCGCUCUGCCUGGGCGGACGACUGCGGGCCUCAGCCGCGGCUCCGACCAGGAGGGCCUGCACGCGUGGCGGCCCGCCAGCAGAAGCACCGUGUCCGCGCCAGUGCACGAGGACCAGCUGCCUCGAGCUGCGAGCGCCUUGCAGGGCGCCCAUCGUGAGGAUGGGCCGCGCAGCCGCGCUGCGCCUGGCGGCCCACGGAGCCGAGAGAGGGGCCCACAGAACGGUCCUGGAGAUGCACGCCGUGGCGCCCAAAUCCAGGCUCCAGUAUUCCAAGAUGUGGGAGAGCCUCCAGGACUGGGCGGAGCACCACAUGCUGCCGCUCAGCCCGCCCAGCGCCCUCGACGCGACGCUGGCCGAGUACCUGGAGUACUUGUACUUCGAGGGCCACGACGCGGGGAUGGGGGCGAAGGUGAUCGCUGCAGUGGGCUUCUUCGUGCUGGAGGUCUCGCGCCACGGGCCAGCCAGGCUGCCGCGCGCCCGACUGGCGGCGCAGGGGUGGCUAAGGCUGUCUCCACUCCGGGCCAGGCAGCCCAUCCCAGCGGAGGUGGUGACCGCCAUCGUGGUCGCCAUGUGUGCCCGAGGAGAGCGGAGAGCUGCUGCAGGGACGCUGCUGGCGACCACCUGCUACCUGCGACCCGGGGAGCUGGCCGCCGUGAAGCUUGCGGACCUGCUCCCGCCGGGGGCUUUCGCAGGCGAGGGCCACGUCCAAUGGGCGCUCCAGCUGAACAGGUUCGAGGAGGGGGGGCCGUCCAAGACAGGGCGCUUCGACGACUCGAUCGUGCUCGACGACCCGAGGCACGCCGCGCUGCACAGGUUCCUCGCCCAGCUCAAGCGGACAGCACACCCAGAGGAGCCAUUCAUCGGGAUGGGACAGCUCCACUACGCAAAGCUCUUCGGCGAAAUGGUGAACGAGCUGCGCCUGAACAUCCUCGGGCCGCCGGCGCCCUACCAGCUGCGGCGCGCCGGCGCGUCGGACGACCGGGCGAGCGGCCAGAGGAUGCUGGUGGAAAUCAAGAAGAGAGGAAGGUGGCUCUCGGACUCGUCCGUGAGACGGUACGAGAAAGGAGGACGACUUCGAGAGCAGCUGCUUCGCCUCCCCGCGGGCCUACAGGCCCACUGCCGCGCGUGCCGCCUCAUGUGCGGCGAGAUCCUCCUCGGGCGCUCCAG